AUGUGGCAUUGUAUGUAUAAAGCAUGUCCUUGUGUUUUUCCUCGUAAAGAGUAUCAAACACCAUUUGACAACUACUAUGAAGACGAUGACAACGUAGAGUUUGAGAAUUUAUUGGCAGAUCCUGAUUCCAUACCAGCUCGUCUCUCCCGGUCGCCUUUCCAACGAAGUAAUUCACAAGGUUAUUUAAGAAUAAACAGUAUGGUAGCGCCUGAUGAAGAGACUUCUUUGCCUUCAGGUCAUUUCGAUACUUUGUUGGAGGAUGACGAAGAAGAUAAUAUACAAACUGCUGACGCACAAUUUUUACCCGACGAACAAAUUAAUAAAAUAACAGAAGAGGAGGAAGAAACUAGACUUCAAGAAGAAGAAUAUAACAAGAAAAGACAAGCUGCUAAACAAGCUGCAUUAGCUAAAGGUUUAAUGACAUCUGAACAAGCAGUCAACCACCCAUUCCAAAGAUGCUCAAACUACGAUCGACGAUCCCCUGACUCGUUAUUCAAACGACGUCACUCAAGGAGAAGUUUAGCAAUGAUGAAUGACGGGAUUCAGAAAGUGGAUAUCUCUUCAUCUUUAUCGUUUAAUAUCCCAACAACACAACAAUCUUUUGAUUAUGAUGCUACGAUAGAAGAUUAUAGUCCUUCAUUAGACGAGGACAUAGAAGAAAAAAUGAAUGAUAUUAGCAGCUACCAAGAAGGUUCCAUAGUUCGUGUUUCUUUAAAGAACUUUGUAACAUAUGAUUCAGUAGAAUUUAAUCCUGGGCCAAAUCUUAAUAUGAUUAUUGGACCUAAUGGAACUGGUAAAAGUACUAUAGUUUGUGCCAUUGCCCUUGGUUUGGGCUGGAAUACCUCGCUCCUUGGACGUGCAAAAGACAUUUCAGAUUUUAUAAAACAUGGACAAGAUCGUGCCUCGAUAGAAAUUGAGUUGAAAUGCAAGGACGAUAAUGUGGUGGUAACGCGUCUUCUCACAAAGGUUGAUAAUAAAACUCUAUGGAAGUUAAAUGGUGAGAAAACCACACUUAAAAAUAUUCAGAGUACGGUCGAGUCUCUCAAUAUACAAAUGAAACCACCAGAAUUAUUGGUACAAACUCAAAAGGCAGUUGGAGAAAAAGAAUUAUUAGAGUGUCAUGAAUCGUUGAUUAAACUUAGAGAAAAACAAAAGAAAAUAUCAUCAGAAUCAAACGUUGAUAAAGAUGAGCUUGAAAAUCUGGAGAAAAGAAAUGCAAUCCUAGAAAGGGAUGUAAUACGUUUCAGAGAAAGAGAAGUGAUUCUAAAAAAGGAACAACUUUCGCUUAAAUUACGUGAUUUAAAUGAUAAUCUCGAUAAUAAUUCGUAUAAACAAGAUGAUCUCAACAGAGAAAUAUCACCUAUUCAAGGGCACAUUAGAAGUUUGCACAAUAAAUUAGAACGAAUUAAUGAUUUGAAAUUGCGUCGAGCUGAAAGAAUUCGAAGUGACCGUGCAACAACUGAGGCUAUUGAAUGGUUGAAGAAUAAUCGUUCUUCAUUCAAAAAACAUGUUUAUUUUCCAAUUUGUAUGGAAAUCGAUGUUAAAGAUACAAGAUAUGCUGAUGCUAUUGAAAAUGCAAUUGGAUAUAAUUUGAGUACAUUUGUGUGUGAAGAUGAUGAAGAUUAUCGCACUAUGACCAAUGAGUUGUGUGAUAAAAGAGGACUAAGAGUUAAUAUUGUAUGCUUUUCUCACACAAACGUCAACGAUUUUCAAUCGCCGUUAAGUGGCGAAGAGAUGAAUUUACUUGGUUUUGAUGGUUUUCUCAUAGAUCAAAUUAAAGCACCUCCAUCAAUGCUUAAUGCACUUUGUCAACUGUCUCGUCUUCAUUCCAUCCCAGUAGCAUUGGAUGAAAAAAAUAUAAACCAUAAACGAAUUGAAUCACUUAGAAAAAUUACCAAAUAUAUAAUUGGAACCACAUUAUAUACAAUAAUAUUCUCUAGAUAUGUUGAUUCAAGAGAAAAAAGCGAUAUUCAAAGAACAUUAGAAUCUAGGCAAAAUGACUUAUUAAGCAAAGAAGGUCUGCUUAGACAAUUGAAAGAACAAGAAACUACUAUUAAAUCUGAAAUUCGUAAAUUAAAGGAUUCUAAAAAUAAUUUACUUGAAGAGAAAAGAAAAGCUCAGCAAAUAGUGAGUAGUCACGCACGAGCAAGAGCUAAACUGGACCAAAAGAGAGAUGCCUUACAACGUGAAAUCGACUUGCCUGAGACAAUUAAAGAACAGGAGAUUUCUUUAAAAGAAAAACUUUGUGAAUCAGCAAGAGGGAAGGCCAGAGUUUUCGAUGAAUAUCAGUCAACAUUAAACGAAACUAUUGAAGUGUUUAUAAAUCGUAACAAAGCCAAUUUGAGUUUAAUUCAAGCUACAACAGAUCUUGGUAAUUUGGGUAGACAAAUACAAGAUAGAGAUGAUGCUUUGAGACAAGCAACCGCUAAAUUCAAUGAAGUCACGAGGAAACUGAACGAAGUAAAAAAAGAGGCUGCCCACUAUCGCCAAGAAUCAAAUAGGUUAAUAAAUAAACUUGAUGAUGCAACAAGGAAUGAGCUUCAGGAGUUGACACAAAAUAUGACACUGGAAGAAAUCGAAGACGCUAUUACUGAUGAAAGAGCAAAAGCAAAUCUUCAUCAUACUGUUGAUCCUAGAGUUGUUGAUAUGUAUGAUGAAAGACAAGCUAAAAUUGAUUCUCUUAGGUCACAAUUAGAAACAAGGAAUUCAACGUUAACAGCAUUAAAUAAUGAAAUAGCAGAGAAAAGGCAACGAUGGGAACCUAGAUUAUACGAAUUAGUUAAAAAAAUCAGUGAUAACUUUUCAGAAGCAUUUGAUAAAAUUGGAUGUGCAGGUGAAGUACGUAUUAAUGCUAAUGAAGAUUAUGAUAAAUGGGGCAUAGACAUUUUGGUAAAAUUUAGGGAUAAUGAAAAAUUACAACCAUUAACUGGUCAAAGACAAUCAGGAGGUGAAAGAUCUGUAUCAACUAUUAUGUAUUUAAUGGCAUUACAAGAAUUGGCCAAAACACCAUUUCGUGUUGUUGACGAGAUUAAUCAAGGAAUGGAUCCUAAAAAUGAACGUUUAGUUCAUCAUCAAAUGGUUCAAACUGCAUGUCGACCAAACACUUCACAAUAUUUCUUAAUAACUCCUAAACUAUUACCAGAUCUUAAUUAUCAUAAAUUUAUGAAGGUACUUUGUAUUUAUAAUGGAGAGUGGCAACCUGAAACGAUGAACUGGAAAAAAUAUAUUAAGGAACGAAGAGACUCUGCUUAA
Molecule: messenger RNA, 3252 nt
Organism: Entrophospora candida
Lineage: Eukaryota; Fungi; Glomeromycota; Glomeromycetes; Entrophosporales; Entrophosporaceae
Source: the annotation of a GenBank genome assembly